AUGGCUACGGUCAUCACAACUGCAGAUCCCCGCCCUCGGACACGACGCCGAAGAUCGAGUACCUGCUCGUGCUGCUCGGCGCCAACGACGCCGUGCGGGCCGAUGCACACGCAGCACGUGGCGCAGGACAAGUACCGCGCCAACCUGGCCAAGAUCAUCACGCACCCGGCCAUCGCCGCCCACAAGCCCAAGAUUCUGCUCGUGACGCCGCCACCCGUGGACGAGAUCCGCACCGAGGUCCUCGACAAGGAAAAGGGCUGGCCCGAGACAACGCGCUACUCCGCCAUCAGCGCGCAGUACUCCCAGCUGGCGCGGGACGUUGCCGCCGAGCACGAGGGUGUCGUCCUCAUCGACCUGUGGAAGGCCCUCAUGGACCACGCCGUCGCCAAGACGCCGGACUACGAGGCCGGCCCCGGCAGGCCCCUGCUCGGCACUUUUGAGAGUGGCCAGCGCGGUGUCCUCGCCGACCUGCUGCCCGACGGCUUGCACAUGAGCGGCGAGGCGUACCGCGUCUUUUACGACGCUGUCGUGCCGCACAUUGGAACCGAGUGGGUGGGACGCGGGGAUGACGAUCGCACGGGCUAUCAGCUGCCGGACUGGCGGGAGUACCCCAGGGCAGAAUAG
Molecule: messenger RNA, 624 nt
Organism: Verticillium alfalfae VaMs.102
Lineage: Eukaryota; Fungi; Ascomycota; Sordariomycetes; Glomerellales; Plectosphaerellaceae
Product: GDSL Lipase/Acylhydrolase family protein
Exons: 3
Coding region: 1-624 (207 amino acids)
Molecular function (GO): hydrolase activity, acting on ester bonds
Source: RefSeq, a predicted model, not a curated record